This is a messenger RNA of Ustilaginoidea virens, 285 nucleotides long. RefSeq lists its product as uncharacterized. Lineage: Eukaryota; Fungi; Ascomycota; Sordariomycetes; Hypocreales; Clavicipitaceae. The transcript is spliced from 2 exons. The coding region runs from base 1 to 285 and encodes 94 amino acids. The record is from RefSeq and is a predicted model, not a curated record.
AUGGGCGUCGAGAGGAAGGAUUCGAAUCCCCCGCUACCGCAAGCAGAUGAGCAGCAGAUGGCUUCUCGAGAGGGUGUUGAUGCAAGUUUUCGGUUUUUGGCCGUUGACCCCGCCCUGGCCUGCAGCCCCCUCUCCUCUUGGUAUGGCGUCUGGUCUGAUCUUGGUGCGCCAGACUCGCUUAGGAGGUACAGCUGCUGGAGGUCAGAGAGAGCCGCAGGUAGCCCCCGUGAUUACGUGAUUGCGACCGACUGGCAUGCGCAACACGAGCACCAGAUGGCCAGCUGA